Messenger RNA from Labrus bergylta (ballan wrasse), 2693 nucleotides. NCBI's taxonomy places the organism in Eukaryota, Metazoa, Chordata, Actinopteri, Labriformes, Labridae. The record is from RefSeq and is a predicted model, not a curated record.
GGCAGCUGAGUUAUGUGAAGGCGGGUUGAUAUGUACGUGUUUGACUCUCACCAAAGUCUCUCACAUGCUGAAGAACAACCCUUUGCUACUUUCCACUUCACCUGAUGGAAACUUUGAAAUGCUGCCUCUCACUACAUGGAUAUGCUGUUGUGUUUACGGUCCUUGCAAUGAUCAGCAAAGGGUCACCAUGUGAAGCUCCUUCCAGUCCUGAGUGCUUCAGAAGAGGUGCCUAUGAAAACACGUUCAAGUGUGAGUGGAGCAUGAAUACAACAGAGAGCGAUGUGACAUUUGACUUCUACCUUAAUGAAACAAAAAUUGAGAGCAUAAAGAAUAACACCUCAGCUGAGUUUACCAUGGAACGGCUCAUCAUACUGGAAACUGUGUACAUCUGGCUGGAGGCUCAUGAUGGAAAGUCCAGCUGUACAUCACUCGAGAGUUUUGUUGUCCUGGCCGACAUAGUUAAGUAUGAAGCUCCACAGAAGAUUAUGAUAUCACGGGUUAAAGACAACCUCAAAUUAAGAUGGAAAGCAGCAGAGAACUAUCCAGCAUUAGCCGAGGUCCGGUUCCGUCGACAUGGACACCCCAAUGUAUCAUGGGUGAACACACUGCAUUCAACAAAAACCAAGGCAGGGACUUCAGAGUAUUGGGACAGCGACACUGUUUGUCCCCAGGCAGAGACCGGUUCCAGUUUCCCUAACGCGUUGUCUUCUUCAUACAACCAACUGCUCUAUGUCCUUCUUCACCGCAGUGAAAACAAUUCGGUCAGUCUGUUGAGUAACUCUGCUUACCAGGUUCAGAUCAGACAAAAGUCCACUCAAGCCCGUAAACCACUGUGGAGCAACUGGUCUCCAGUUGUGGACGUUCCUGCAGAACUUAAGGAAAAACCUGACGUCAAGAUGACAUCAGAACCUGUGAAUGGCACUCUAACUGUGACGCUGUUUUGGAAGCGGAUGCCUUCUGCCACAGCAGUCACAGGAGUGACGUACAUCCUGAAUAACACGCAGUAUUCUCGCGGCUGUCCCUGUGUGAAGAGCACCCAGCUCAUCAAAAAUAACAAAAAAACUUUUCACUUACCCUACUCUGCUGUCGAUGUCAAUGUCUCUGUCAUUGCCAACAACACAGCAGGGUGUUCUCCUCCAGCUGUCGUUCAUUUACCUGCUGUGACUGCAGCAGAUUUAAAAGCAUGCACUGCAACGUUAUUGAAUGAAAAAUUAGACAGGAAGACUUGCCUUGAAUGGUACGAGCUUCACAACGGAGUUCCGAGUCCAGAAAAUGUGAUCACUUUAACAGGAGGGCAGAAGAAAAAGACCAGGAAAAGAAAAGGAAAGGUUUAUGUUACAGACCUGAAGGACUUUGUUCGUUACCUUUACUAUGAGCACAGAUGUGAUGACGGGAAACCACGGACAGUUGAAAUGUGUCUCUUUUAUAAAAAAGAGGAUGCUCCCCUCACAGAGCCGCAGCAUUUCAGUGCUUCUGAUGAAACACACUGCUCUGUGAACCUGUCUUGGCAAGAGAUUCCCUACGAGGAGCAGCGAGGUUUCCUCACACACUACAGCCUCUGCAGGGAGAAAAUCAGCUCUCAGGAUGAACGCCAAGAGUGCCACAACAUCUCUGCCUCAUUGAUCAUAUACCGUCUGGAAAACUUGACCCCCGCAACCAAGUACACCAUCAGCCUGGCUGGAGUGACACAGGGGGGAGAAGGACCUAAAGCCACGAUCACAAUCAAUACACUGCCAGAAAAUACUUUUAAUGUGUGGUGGAGUCUCGGCUUGCUGUUGUUGUUCUUUUUAUUCCCAACAAUGUGUGCCUUUAUUUUUAAGAGAAUCAAAAUCAGGAUCUGUCCUCCUGUGCCGACACCUGUUAUUGAUUUCAACUCUUAUCCAACGAAGAAUCAGGAAAUGCAGGUCAGAAAGGAGGAGGUGCAUCAACUGACACUGCACGUGCUGCCCCCGGAGGACAAGACUGUCCCAGAGGAGACAGAGGGGAUGACUGUCCUCAGAGGACAGUGGGAUGGCACUGACGAGGACAUGGAGAAUGAAAGGGGGGAUUCAAGGAUGUCAGGAGACAUCAGUGAUGAGGGUCCCGACUGUGUGGAUGAUGCACUGAGGAGCUCCAGAGAGACAGAGAUGACGGAUCUCCAACAGCUAGAAAACGAGUUUGCCAUGCUGAUAUACAGAAAUGGUUUGGUCUUCGAUGUGAAGACAGACUCAUCUUAAAAUGGACCUAGCAGAGGGUCUUACUGCCUCGAAGCAAAGGAUUACACAAACAUACCUCGGCUGAAUUAUUUGUGGACUCACUGUACACUUAAACCUGGAAGGAUUAAAUUUUUCAUUUUCCAAAAUGUAUGAUUUUUUUUGUCUCUUUUGAUGGAAAUUAUCCGCUGAAUCACCUUGUUUUAAUGGAGCUCAGUGUAUGGGCGUUUAGUAAUUAACCAACCACUCAGCAGAGUUCAGAUACAGCCUCACAAACCAACUCCUCAUCACAUCCUGCAUUCUUCUGUCACCACCACCACCAGGGUCCAGACUACAUCAGGGGGGUAUCCUACCCUCCGAGCACAUGAAGUCAUCAUGACAGAUUCUAAUCGCCAAAGAUAUUCCACAUUGAUCUUUUCUAAAUUGUUAAAUGAAUUGUUGUUCAUUCUUAAUGAAGUCUCUCCUGAUUUAAAUAUAAAUAUACGAUGUUCUUGUUUUGAA